AUGUCGCAGCUUCCGACUAAGCCCGUUCUGCAUUAUUUCGAUAUUGGCAGCUUGGGUAGAGGAGAAGUCGUGCGGCUUUUCCUGCAAGAUGCUGGAAUCAAGUUCGAGGAUAAACGAUAUUCGCCCGGCGAUAACUGGGCAGCGACCAGCACGGAUCUCCAGGCAAAACGCCUUUCGCGGACCGGGAAAGUGCCAGUGCUCGAAUACAAUGGUGCUAUUUUGAACCAGCACAUUCCUAUACUACGCUAUCUGGCCCGAGAAUUGGGAAGCUACGAGGGUAAAACAAGCCUCGAAAAGUACGUUGUUGACGCUGUGGCAGAUAUUUAUAUUGAUUGGAGAUCACAAUGGGCAAGCCAGCUAAAGGCUAAAACGGCCGAGUACAAGAAUGAUUUCGCUCCGAAAUACUAUAAAAUCCUUGCGGAGUAUUACUCCGAACGAGCGGGACCUUAUCUGCUGGGAAGCAAUAUCAGUUAUGCUGAUUUUGCUGUUUAUCAAUCUAUCGACAAUGAUGAAAAUAUUGGGACGCUACCGGCGGAACUGCCGGAGCCGAUUCUUAAGUUUAAAAAAGCUUUCGAAGCCCGCCCCCGCAUCCAAUCGUAUCUUGCGAGUGGUCGCAGUACCAAAUCCUAG
Messenger RNA from Penicillium lagena, 630 nucleotides. Its product is annotated as glutathione S-transferase. The transcript is spliced from 5 exons. Bases 1 to 630 code for a protein of 209 amino acids. Lineage: Eukaryota; Fungi; Ascomycota; Eurotiomycetes; Eurotiales; Aspergillaceae. The record is from RefSeq and is a predicted model, not a curated record. Gene Ontology annotation, molecular function: glutathione transferase activity. Gene Ontology annotation, biological process: glutathione metabolic process.